AUGAUGGAACAUUUCAAUUUCUAUACAACUUUUCUCCAUCACCCUCUACUCCAACUCUUAUAUGCAUUAUUAUUCAUUUUGUCAAGCAUCCCAGUCUCCUUGUCUGAGAUCAAGAACACUUGGGUUUUCGAUGAUUACCGAUCUAUGAUCUUAUUUGAGAGCUUCGGAUUUAGCAAAAAUGGCCAUGUAGAAAUCUCAGUAAGGAAUGUUUCAUGGACAUCGAGGCAUCAAAAAACCCAACCCAACCCUUCCUCCAUGGGAUUUUUCAUUGCUAACAUCCAUUCAUUGCGAAGCAUUUGGAAUGAAUCAGAGUCCAGUGAAGGCUUUUGUGUAUUAUCGAGAAGGUAUGGCAAAGUCAUAUUCAAGUUCGAAAACCUUACUGCUGAUUCAACUUAUAGCGGUUCUAUAGAAAUCGAUGAUCCUGAUAAAUAUAGUUUGGUAUUCGGAAACUGUCAGCCAGAAUUCAGAGUGUCAAUGCAUGUCCAUACUGAAAUGUUUAACCUGAAAGAAGGUGAAAAGGAUUUCCUGCCUGCAGGCCAAACCCCAUUGCCAAAACUCUUUUUUUUCUUCUUUUUGAUAUACGCAGCAUUUCUCCUUAAUUGGGUUUUUGCCUGUAUCAAUCAGAAGCCUAGAGUUGAGAAGAUUCAUUUAAUAAUGGCCGCAUUGCUUCUAUUCAAGUGCCUUAAAAUGAUUUGUGCCUCUGAGGACAAAAUGUAUGUCAGGAAAACGGGCACUCCCCACGGAUGGGAUGUGGCAUUUUACAUUUUCGGAUUCUUCAAAGGAAUCAUGUUAUUCACUGUGAUAAUCCUGAUAGGAACAGGCUGGUCAUUCCUGAAACCUUACCUUCAGGAACGCGAAAAACAGGUUUUGAUGACAGUAAUCCCUUUACAGGUUCUUGAAAACAUAACUUACGUGGUUAUCAGUGAAACCGGGCCUGCAACAAGGGAUUGGAUGACUUGGAACCAACUCUUCUUGUUGAUCGACAUUGCUUGUUGCUGUGUAGUGUUUUUUCCAAUCAUUUGGUCAAUAAAAAGCUUGAGGGAAGCAUCCAAGACAGAUGGAAAAGCCGGUAAAAACCUGGAAAAGUUGACACUUUUCAAGCAGUUUUACAUAGUUGUGAUGGGAUAUUUGUACUUCACAAGAAUCAUGGUUUCAGCAGUCGGGGCAUUCCUGAAUUACAGAUUGGAGUGGAUGAUGACUGUUUUGGAAGAGGGUGCAAGCUUGGCUUUCUAUGUGUUUAUUUUCUAUAAUUUUCAGCCAAUGGAAAAAAACCCAUAUUUAGUGAUUAAUGAUGAGGAAGAGAAUGCAGCAGCUCAAAUGUUGGAAGAAGAUGACUCAUUUGAACUAUAGGGCUUCUUUUCACCUUUGAGAAUCCACAGUUCAGCAUGGGUUUGUAAUGUUAUGUACAAUUUUUCUUCUUCCUCAAAAGAAAAUCUGAAACUUUAUAUAU
Messenger RNA from Theobroma cacao (cacao), 1450 nucleotides. The record is from RefSeq and is a predicted model, not a curated record. NCBI's taxonomy places the organism in Eukaryota, Viridiplantae, Streptophyta, Magnoliopsida, Malvales, Malvaceae.